Molecule: messenger RNA, 2004 nt
Organism: Cotesia congregata
Lineage: Eukaryota; Metazoa; Arthropoda; Insecta; Hymenoptera; Braconidae
Source: the annotation of a GenBank genome assembly
AUGAAGAGAACAAAAGCACUGGAACGCCUUGAAAAGCUGACCAUUGACUUGCAGAAUUUCGUCCUAUCCAAGGUCGAUAUUCACACGGAGAUCAAGACGAAGACGACCAGCGUAGUCAACGCCCUGCAAAGAAUUAAAACACUGGAUGAGGAUUGGCAGGCAACACGACGACUAACGCCUCGCAUCACGCCAGAAAAAAGCAGUCAAGCUGUUAUUGAGACUGAGGAAUCAAUGGACACCGGUGCCGAUGGUGACGGCAAAUCUAUUGCUGAUGACAAGAGUGAAGGUGUUCCAAAGUCUAAUAAGAGGAAGGACCGAAACUCACCAGAUCCAACAGAAAGGCGAGUGGCAAAGAAGAAAGACCUGAAGCCAAGUCCUCUGAAAGACGCGACGAAGCAGAACGCCGAAAAAAAAGACGCAGCUGCCUGGCAAGACUUAAAUAAAUUCUACGAACUGGGCCGAAAAGACACGCCCGUUACACCUAGAGUGGCAAAUCGUGGGUGGCGAUACUCGUUGAAAAGUGGGUUCAGCUCCGACACAAAACCAACCUUUACCGCGUACUGCUCCGCUGAUCGCUUAGUUAGAAAAAUAGAGCUAAAUGGUCGACAAAUACAAAUAUUGAAAAAUACAGCUCAAAAAGCCAAUUGCGUACCAGCCUUCGUCAGUUGCAUUUUCAGGCACUUGGCGGCGUUGUCGCUUGUCUUAGUUCUCGGAGUGGGGAGCUUGGGGCCUAAGGCAGUCGAGCGGUGGAACAGUCAGUCGAUCUUCGAGCGUACAACCCGAAGGAUCUCCAAAGAAGCCAAGGGGCUAAUCAUUAUCCAGACAGAGCAAGUUGUUUUAGCGAAGACGAGGUCAGGCUUGCCAGGUGGAGCGAUUUAUCGCGAAUUGGGCGAUUUUUUCCAUGUAUAUACGCUCCUUUUUUCAAGUUUGUGCGACAAGUCGCAAAUUAGGCUCUUUUUAUUUUCUGGCGAAAUUCCCGAACGAGGAAAUUUAUUCUGGACAAGAUUAAUAACUUUUAAAAAUUCUUCUGGCGAACUUGCAUUUGAAGAAAUUUCUAGGUUCGCAUUAACUGUCUAUAAAAAUGUGUAUAAAAAUGCUCUUAGAAGAGGAUGUGAUUACCAUCAUAAUAGUAGUAGUUACCAUCAGGAUGAUAAUAAACUCUACUAUAAAAUUUUCUCCGUGUACGAGAAUUCAUCGAAAGUAUAUUACUAUACUCUUUUUCUGCCGGAAAAUGAAGAACAACGUAUUGGUCCGUUCCCAGUAGCCGAAUUUGUGAGCUCACGACAUAAAAUACCGACGAUCACAGAUUUCUUGAAUCAUGUUGUGUACGGUCUUCAAUCGCUUGACCCACAUAGAGUACCAUUAAUCGAUAAAAUCGAAACUGAUUUUAGCUUAGCACUUUUGCAAUCCUGUUGCAAAGUACUAAAUGUAUGUAAUUUAACAGUUUAUAUGAAUAAAGCUUGCAAGGACAUUGAGAAAUUAUCGAGAAUGACAGUUAUUCGCAUUUGUUCAUCUCAUAUGUUGAAUACUGGACGAAGACAUUUUAAAUCGUUGAAAAUACAAAAAGACGAACUAGAUGUUGCUAUGGAAGCAGCGUCGAAUCUUAUCCAUUGUACAACAGUUCAAGCAGCCGAACACGUUUUCGAAGUAAUGAUCAGUAUUAAUAUUGAUAAAACAUUGCUAACAAAAGAAGAAGAAGAAGCAAUUGAAAAAAUGCCUUGGUCGACUUCAAACUACCAGAAUUCAAAAAAAACAAAUGCUUCGAAAACAGAUAAUAAAGCCGUCAACGAUUCGGAGGAUCGUAGAAAUUACUUAAGACACGACAGCGAGAGUGACAAUGACGGUUUGUCGGAUACUUCAUGUUCUUCAUCCGAUGAUCAAGAUGAUGCAGAUGAAGAAACAAAGGUAACUUCAGAAAAAGCUCAACAAAAGAGAAACCAGAGCGAAAUAGUAUAUUACACUACAAGGGCAGAAAGUUUGAGAUUCCUGCACUGUGCGCCAUGA